Papaver somniferum (opium poppy) is the source of this 713-nucleotide messenger RNA. RefSeq lists its product as uncharacterized. NCBI's taxonomy places the organism in Eukaryota, Viridiplantae, Streptophyta, Magnoliopsida, Ranunculales, Papaveraceae. The coding region runs from base 86 to 574 and encodes 162 amino acids. The record is from RefSeq and is a predicted model, not a curated record. The transcript is spliced from 4 exons.
UGGAAUCCAUAUAAGACAGUUAAUUAAUUUGAGAGUUACAAGACACUCUUCAAAUCCUAGCUACACGCCUAUACCCCCUUUUCACAUGGCUUUCUUUAAACCUUUCUGUGUACUAAUUGUGAUUUCUUUGUGUUUUGUCACCUGCAAAUCAGAUUAUUAUGAUCAAGAUGCGGGAGAUCAGUCUCGGGUGAUAGACAGAGCAUUGGUUUGUUUCAAUGAUAACUUUAUUUUCAGCAGUUGUGCGGCGAAUAACAGAUUGACCCAGACGGGACUUAUCAACGUUCCACCUGAACAAACCGAUGGCUACUGUAACGGACCAUGCCUAGCAGAGACGAAAUUGGUUCUUAAUUGCAUUGAUAAUAUGUUGUCAAAUUUCUUGUUUUACAACAAAGCCACGGUAAGAGAUAUAAGAUCUAGUCUUAGAACUGGAUGUGGAUUUUCCAAUGAAAGAGGGAAUUUCAAUGUAGCACGGGGACUUGGAUAUUGGAACCAUGCAAGCAGCCGAAUUUCAUUGCUCAAUCAUCCCAUGUAUCUGUUAAUGUACGUAGUAAUAUUAGGGGUUGUUUACUUAUGAUGAAAAAUGCUUGUUGAAUCGGCUUGAAGAAAAUUGAUCACGGAGAUCAGCAUAUGUGUCUGUGAGAAUUUUUGUCUCCGACUGACCACCCUGCAUCAUGGAAUCUGUCCCGGUUUUCCUGGCGCCACGUUUAUAUAGC